This is a messenger RNA of Gadus macrocephalus (Pacific cod), 5052 nucleotides long. It is a transcript of the gene casd1, whose product is annotated as CAS1 domain containing 1. Gene Ontology annotation, cellular component: Golgi membrane. The record is from RefSeq and is a predicted model, not a curated record. The transcript is spliced from 18 exons. Gene Ontology annotation, molecular function: N-acetylneuraminate 9-O-acetyltransferase activity. NCBI's taxonomy places the organism in Eukaryota, Metazoa, Chordata, Actinopteri, Gadiformes, Gadidae. The coding region runs from base 175 to 2772 and encodes 865 amino acids.
GCCCUUACAAAAAAAUUCUAAACGACCAAUUCAUAUACUAACUUAAGGAACGCACUAGUUGUAUUGGAGUCGGACAGUGUCGUAGUCAGACAGUGUCGUACCCGCACUUUACUGACAUGCGAGUUGUAUGUUAUUCAACUGUUGUCUUCUCUACUUUGCUUUCACUCUGCGUUGAUGGACGAGGAAACCCAAGGGUCGUAUGAAGAAAAAGAAGAAGAGAAAGAAGAUGUACAGGAAGGAGUACCGACCCGCACGGCUGCAGAAGCAGCAGCGGCAUCAGACAGCGGGGGCGUGAACGCACGAACCGUGCCCGGGGUCCCGGAGCUCUGCGCCGCAUCCCCUCCGUCUGGUUGUUGUCAUGGAGGAGAAAAGAUGGCGGUUCUGGCCUAUAGCCUAGGCAAACGAGAAAUAAAUCAGUAUUUCAACAUAAAAAAUGCCAAGCUGAUAUCGUCCGUGAUCGUCGUGUUGCUGCUUCUCUUCCACACCGCUUCCCGAUAUUAUGGGGGCUCCGACACAUGUGACUGGCUGUUGUCCAGCGGACGAUACUUGGGGGAGAACGUUUGGCAGCCCUAUGGCUGCAUGAUGCACAAGUACAAAAGCACUGAUUCUAAAAGCUGUCUUGCUGACAAAAGAGUGGCUUUUGUGGGUGACUCCAGAAUAAGGCAGCUUUCCUACUCCUUCACCAAAAUAAUCGACCCAGAGCGCAAGGAAGAAGGAAACAAGCAUGAAGACAUUCCCUUUCACGAAGACAGUUCUUCAACCAACGUGGACUUCUUCUGGUAUCCAGAGGCAAAUGACUCGAUGAAAGAGCGCCUGCGGUCAUGGACUCAGGACCGAUCAUCGACGCCAGAUGUUAUCGUGCUCGGAGCUGCUGCGUGGUCAAUCAAGCUGCACAGUGGCAGCAGCGAGACCCUGCACCGGUACAGGGUCAACCUGACCGCCAUGGCUGUGACCCUGGAGAGGCUGGCGGAGGACGCAGAGGUGUACUGGGUCCUACAGGACCCGGUGAAUGAGGAGGCGCUGAGCGCGGACCGGAAGAUGAUCACCAACCAUCAGCUGGAGCUGUACAACGAAGCGGCAGCGGACGCGCUCAACGGCAGCAAGCGUAGCGCCCGGGUCAAGCUGCUGGCGGCCACGCGCCAGGCCGCCAUGGAAACCAUCGUACAAUCGUCGGACGGCCUGCACCUCCCCCAGGGCACCCUGAAUGUGGGGGCCAUGAUCCUCAUGAACGCGGUGUGCAACAAGCGGACGCGGCCCAUCGACGGCUCCUGCUGCCAGGGGGCCCGGCCCCCCAGCCUGCUGCAGAAGCUGGCGGCGUGCGUCUUCCUGGGCUGCGCGCUGGUGCUGCUGGGGCUCCACGCCAUGGGCUACGGCCGCCACCGCCACCGGCCCGUGCCCCCGGACGUGGAGAGCCUGGAGGAGAGGAAGCCCACCACGGCCCCGGGCCCCCCAGGGCUCACGGCGCCGCUCCAGGCGCUGUGCCGCAUGGGCGUGAUCAUGGCGUACUUCUACCUCUGCGACCGCGCCGACACGUUCAUGAAGGAGCAGAAGUUCUACACGCACGCCACCUUCUUCGUGCCGCUGGUGUACGUCGUCGUUCUGGGGCUGUUCUUCAACGAGAGCACCAAGGAGACAAAGCUGUUAAACCGCGAACAGACUGAUGAGUGGAAGGGGUGGAUGCAGCUGGUUAUUCUCAUCUACCACAUAUCUGGGGCCAGCGCCUUCCUUCCGGUGUACAUGCACGUGCGCGUGCUGGUGGCGGCAUACCUCUUCCAGACGGGCUACGGACACUUCUCGUUUUUCUGGCUCAAGGGGGACUUUGGACUCUACAGAGUGUGCCAGGUGCUGUUCCGUCUGAACUUCUUGGUGCUGGUGCUGUGUGUGGUGAUGGAUCGACCCUACCAGUUCUACUACUUUGUGCCGCUGGUCACCUUCUGGUUCGUCAUCAUCUACGCCACAAUGGCUCUGUGGCCCCAGGUCCUCCAGAAGAGGGCGAACGGCAGUGGCAUGUGGCACCUUGGGAUCCUGACAAAACUACUAGGCCUCCUGCUGCUCAUCUGCUACUUUGCCAACUCGGAGGGCUUCUUCCAGAGCCUCUUCUCCGUGUGGCCCCUCUCCAAGCUGUUUGAGCUCGACGGCAGCAUCCAUGAGUGGUGGUUCAGGUGGAAGCUGGACCGAUUUGCGGUGAUCCACGGCAUGCUGUUUGCCUUCAUCUACCUGGUGCUCCAGAAGAGCCAGAGGAUGUUUGAAGGCAGAGGAGAGGCCCUCUUCUCAGCCACCAUCUCCAACCUGCUCCUCUGCCUCUCCGUGGUCUCCUUCAUGGCGUACUCCAUAUGGGCGAGCAGCUGCAAAAACAAGACCGAGUGCAACGAGAUGCAUCCCUACAUCUCAGUGGUGCAGAUCUUGGCGUUCAUCCUAAUCAGGAACAUUCCAGGCUACGCCCGCUCUGUAUAUAGCUCGUUCUUUGCCUGGUUCGGGAAGAUUUCCUUGGAGCUGUUCAUCUGCCAGUACCACAUCUGGCUGGCGGCGGACACCAAGGGCAUCCUGGUGCUGAUCCCGGGCUUCCCCUCGCUCAACAUCCUGGUCAGCACCUUCGUGUUCGUGUGCGUGGCCCACGAGAUCUCCCUGAUCACCAACGACCUGGCGCUGGUGGCCAUCCCCAAGGAGACGGGGCCACUGCUGAAGAGGCUGGCGGCCGCGGGGGGGCUGGCCCUGUUGGUGCUGCUGCUCACCACGGGGAAGGGCAGCGUCACCGCGCCCGGUGCAGCCUGAAGGGGCAGUGAGAGCAGACUGAAGCCUCCUCCUCCUCCUCCUCCUCCUCCUCCUCUCUUCCCUCCACCACACAUUCACCUUCUGUGUUUCCGCCGAACUCAAAGCGGAAGCGGAGGUCCUGGAUGUCCGUCCUCCUUUAGUCAUGGUGACGUUUGGACUGCUAGAAGCCGGUUGGAGAGGACGGUUUUCUCCCGAGGUCUCUGAUUGGUGGAUCUGGCGCGGGGUGGAGCCGCCAUGUCUGAACAGGAUCUUUCUGUGGUGAGCUCUCCCUGACCACUAUGGUACCCAACACGCAACAAGUCGCACACUGGAGAGCGAGAGAGGCCUGCGAUGUAGGCCCGCACAUUUCUAAAGACGAUACGGGAAGAUAAUUAACAACGGUAGCUGUCUAGAAAUAGACCUUAUAGGACAGAAGGAGACAUUAUCGGAGAAUCUGUAAAAAUAGGCCCACUCUUCAAAGUUUAUAACCUCAUGCUUGCAGUGUGAAUUUUCCAGAGUUGCUUCUGCCCCGGCAAACCUCACGAAUAAAAUGCCUCCUCACACGACAGGAAUUCACAGCACGCACACACACAUAUGUCCACGCACUGCGUCCGUGUGUGUGUGUGUGUGUGUGUGGAGUACAACACGCCCACUUUUUGUAAGACGUCGCUCAAUUGUUCUUUCGUCAUCGUUUACAUAUUGAGGUUUCCAAGCAAAUCAACACAGACUGCCAACUCAUCAUUGAGCCAUACGGAAACUGGUGUGAGCCGUGGACCGGCCAGUGAUAAAAUACACAAUAGGUUUGAUACAGUGCACAUCGACAACAACUAUGAUGAUAAUAAUAAUACAUUGUCAAAAUAUAUUUUAUUUACCUCUUCCAUUUUGUUCAGGCAUUGCUAGUUUAUUUGAGCAAAGACUUCCUCGUGCGGCGAGGUGGAUUGACCACUGACCUAGAGCUCUGAAGCUCUAAGUGAUAUGUACAGUAUUUAAAGAUUUAAAUUAAGCGCAUAUUUUCUACAGGGUUUGCUUUUUUCUUUCUUUCUUUUUGUAGAUUUGUCCAUUUCUGCUCCCAUUUCUGCUGUUGUAAAACCAAGUAUUAUGUAGGAGGUUCCUUUUGUACUCUUGGAAGCACACAGGCUAGAUCACACUGUUCACUGUAAAUACCAAUUUUUUCUUCCUUUUGUUUGAAUUGACAAUGUUAAAAUACCGGAUUCCUAGUCCAUCAAGAAAAUGCACUGGAUUUAUACAUGUCUUUUCUUUCUUUCUGGGUUGUCGACGGCAGGCCACUAUUUGCUGGUGCUUUUGUCCUUGUUUCUGUUUGCUCAAUGGGCGACUAAAAUAGACACUUGAAUGACAUGGCGUAUGCUUUGUCAACUGAAUGCCAUUUUGAUCAUAAGACAUACACGCCCGUCUUCCACCCAGGUCAACGAAUACCUUACUGUUGACUCAUCUCUCAAUUGGCUGUUCAUCUUGUAGUGCCAGUUUUAUCACCCACCCAAAUUUUGCUGAGAAAGCCCAGGGGCUAGUUGUUUAGGAAAACGCCAACAGUAUUUAUCUGUCUCUCUCUCUCAAUCUACUAGUGGCACGAGAGGUUUGUUAAGUGCCAAAACUGGAACCCCUGAAUUAGUUUCAGAGCUGUGUGCUUACACUAGGGACAGUAAUUUCCUGAUUGGUCUAAACAUUAUAUCUGUUUAUACCAUUGUGUAUUUCAGCACACUUUUUUUAUUACGUGACUUUGAGGCUUGGCAGAUGCAGAACACACUCAACACACAUUUGCACAACUGUAAAAUAGGUCCAAAGGUGAAGCAUGCGGCACAACAUCCUUCAGUUUGCCAUGUGUAAAUACCAACAGGAUACUUCAUGAACAUAUUGUUAAGAUAACAAUGUUGAACCCUCCACUAUCCAUUCACCAACAAGGUUGAGAGUCAAAAAGACCCGAGUUAUUAAUGCAAUGAGGCCGUCCCAAAGGAAAAUAAGUUGUUACCCUGGAUUCUGCUCCUGCCAUGGUUAAGACAAGGAACGCUUUGAUUAUAGUAGUUCAAACUUUGGUUCUCCUCUCUGAUCAAAGGCUAUAUAUUUGGUGAUUAUUAUCUGCCCUAAUAGUCUUCCCAUUCUUUAUUUUUUGUUGCCCAUUUGUAUGAGCAAAAACUAUUUAUAAUCUCACGCAGAGCCUUGUUGAAAGAUUACUUUGUUAUUUCUUUUGUGCUGUCCUAAUGUGAAAUCUAUUCAUUUUAUUUAUAAAAAACGACUUUAUUGUAUAUUGUUAAUAACGCAUAACUUCAUAAAAACAUUUGCUGGUUA